AUGGGUAUUAAUUUUAAUUUAACUGGAUUGAAUUUGAGUGGAUUCAAAGGUGGAGAAAUGAUAAUUUCUGAAUUACGUAAAAUUCACUAUUUCAAAACAGGAAAGUUAAAAAGUUUAUGUUUAGGUGAAGGAAUUCCAUUUAAAAAUGAAAGAAUUGAUGAUGAAUUAUUGGAAAAUUUAGAAUCUCUACGUGUUGGUUGUAGAUAUGAGUUUAGUGAAUGUAUUCAACAAGUUUUGUUACCAAAUUUAAACAAUCAAUUAACUAGUCUUGAUUUGUCGAAUAAUUAUGGAUUGGAUACUAUUUUUACUUCUAAUAUUGUAAAGAAUUUAAAAGUUUUAAAAAUUAAUGAUUGUGGAAUUGUUUCUUUAGAUCUAGAAAAUCCAUUACCAAAUUUAACAGAAUUACAUUUAAAUAAUAAUAUUAGAUUGAACUAUAUUAAUAUCGGUGAUAAAUUAAGUAAUUUAAAGGUAUUGAAUCUUCAUAGAGCUGGUGAAUAUGUUCUUUUUAAUGAUCUAUCUUUACAAAAUGCCAAAUUAGAUCAAUUAACAGAAUUAGAUAUUGGCUGUAGCAAAUGUAAUGAUUCUAUAUUCAUUAAAAUUUUAGAGAAUUUACCAAAAUUGAAGAAAUUAGUUUUAUUUGGAACACCUAGUUCUGACAUGGUUUGUCAAUUCAUUUCUGAAAAUAAUGAACUUUUUAAAAAUUUACAAAGUUUGAAUUUAGGAAGAACUUUUUGCUCCUUUAAUUCAAUUAAUUUUCUAGCUAAAAGUUCAUUGAAAUUAUGUAGAUUAAUAUUAGAUAAUAUUAAAUUAAAUGAAGAAUCUUGUAAAGUUUUAAGUGAAAACGAAAAGGUAUUUGGAAAUUUAACUGAUUUAUCUUUGAGUUAUUGUGAAUUGACAGCAGAAUGUUUGAAAUAUUUAACUAAUUCACCAACACUUUCAAAAUUACAAGAAUUACAAUUAAAAUCAAAUCCCAUUGGAUCUGAAGGUUGUACUUAUUUGGCAACUAGUAAAUUUAUUACAAGAUUGACAUACUUAAAUUUAUGUAAUACUCAAUUAGAAGAGGAUAAUUGCUCUACUUUGGCUAAUUCUACCAAUUUCACAAGAAUUACAGAAUUGGAUAUUUCUGGUAAUGACAAUGUUUUUGAUUUUGAAAUAAUUCAAAAAAGUCAAAACUUUCCAAAUUUGCAAUUACUCGAAUACAAGCAUAAUUUUUUUGAAGAUCAAUCCAUGAGUCGUAAACAUCAAGUUAACAAUAAAUAA
Messenger RNA from Naegleria gruberi, 1260 nucleotides. RefSeq lists its product as uncharacterized. The coding region runs from base 1 to 1260 and encodes 419 amino acids. Gene Ontology annotation, cellular component: SCF ubiquitin ligase complex. The transcript has a single exon. The record is from RefSeq and is a predicted model, not a curated record. Gene Ontology annotation, biological process: SCF-dependent proteasomal ubiquitin-dependent protein catabolic process. NCBI's taxonomy places the organism in Eukaryota, Heterolobosea, Eutetramitea, Acrasida, Naegleriidae.